Molecule: messenger RNA, 2279 nt
Organism: Elaeis guineensis (African oil palm)
Lineage: Eukaryota; Viridiplantae; Streptophyta; Magnoliopsida; Arecales; Arecaceae
Product: type I inositol polyphosphate 5-phosphatase 8
Biological process (GO): phosphatidylinositol dephosphorylation
Molecular function (GO): phosphatidylinositol-4,5-bisphosphate 5-phosphatase activity; phosphatidylinositol-3,4,5-trisphosphate 5-phosphatase activity; inositol-polyphosphate 5-phosphatase activity
Source: RefSeq, a predicted model, not a curated record
CUCCCUUGUCCCUCCUAAAAUUCUCUCUCUUUCUUUUCUUUUCCUUUCUCUCUGGUCUCGAAAAAAAAACUCGAAAGAGAGAAGAGACUACGUCAGAGGUCUGCUUCUAUGUCUCAAGAAACAAUGAAAACAGAGACCAGUGAAAAUCAAAAGUCUUCAUGGCCGAAAACGGUGAUGAGGAAAUGGCUCAACAUAAAGACCAGCACUGACGACUUCCAUUCCGAUUACAACAGUGGUGGAGUUGGAGUAGUCCAGGAGAGGAGGAAGAGCUGCUCAGAUAAAGAUAGGAGCAUCUUCUCGAGUACAGAUCUCUCAGGAUGUGGGUGGUUGGUGCAGAGCUCUGGGAGUCUUAAACCGUCUCCAUUUGGACCGGAUCCGCCAGCUGUUGCUUCCCACAACAUCAAGAUGUUCGUGGGGACAUGGAAUGUGGGAGGGAGAUCACCUCACCAAGGGGAACUCAACUUGAAGGAUUGGUUGAUGAACACUUCAUCUCCUGCUGAUAUCUACGUUCUUGGGUUUCAGGAAAUUGUCCCAUUGAACGCAGGCAAUAUAUUGGGUGCUGAGGACAGGGGCCCCGCCCUCCAGUGGCUCUCCCUUAUCCGCCAAGCCCUCGACAACAAGAAGAAGAGGCCUUUCCUUGCUCAUAAUUACAACAAUGCAGCCCAGAAACCAAGGCUCAGCUUCUCAGAUAUCCUCUCCAUGGAGGAUCAGAUGGAUGAAGGAGAGAAGGAUGGCGAGGCGGAUCGAAAGACCAGCAACAAUGUUCCUAGCUGCAGUAGCAGGGAUGAGGAUUCUUUGGAAGCCUGCUCGUUAGGAUCGGGGCGCGGUGUUCGAUACUGCCUUGCUGCCAGCAAGCAGAUGGUGGGGAUAUUCCUGUGCGUGUGGGUCCGAGCUGAUCUCAUGCAGCAGGUGACCAGCAUUAAGGUCUCCUGUGUUGGGAGAGGCAUCAUGGGCUACAUGGGGAACAAGGGAUCGAUCUCAAUCAGCAUGACCCUCUGUCAUACAACAUUUUGCUUUGUGUGCACACAUCUGACUUCUGGUGAGAAAGAUGGUGAUGAAGCAAGGAGGAACUUGGAUGUGAUGGAGAUUCUGAGGAGAACCAGAUUUCCCCCAUCUCAUAGAUUAUCUGGAUCUGCUGCAGUCUCACCGGCCACCAUAUUGGGACACGAUAAGAUCUUAUGGCUUGGAGAUCUUAAUUAUCGUCUCGUAGCUGGCUGUGGCGACGCUGACGAAUUGUUACAUAAGAAUGACUGGCAAGCACUACUAGAAAAAGAUCAGCUCCACAUUGAGCAGAGAGCUGGCAGGGUAUUUACAGGAUGGCAGGAAGGGAGGAUAUGUUUCCCUCCAACUUACAAAUACCUUCACAAUGCUGACCGUUACGCUGUCAAACCUGCAAAAUUUGGAGAUAAGAGACGCACCCCAGCUUGGUGCGACAGGAUCCUAUGGCGAGGGAAGGGAAUGAAACAGAUGUGGUAUACAAGAGGCGAGUUGCGAUUCUCUGACCAUAGACCUGUAUAUUCCCUCUUCUCUGUACAACUCGAUAACUGUGAGGACAAGGAGGCAGCAGCAGUGGCUAGGGACAAGGACCCAAAGCACAACUUCUACAACAGGGCCAGGAGAUCAGGGCCUACAACCACUACCUCCAUGGCCAACGGUAGCAGUGGCAACUCAUCAUCAUCAGCAUCAUGCGGAAGGGUCCAGGCAGAGGAGCUGCUCGAAACGAGAAUGAAAAGUUGUUUGAGCUCAUCCAGAUUCAGACCCAUCCACCCCUCACCGUGCUAGUUCUUUGCUUUGGACCUCCAAUACUUAUCCUUUCUUUUUUGUAAAGCGAUGCAGCGGAGGAAAAGAGAAGUCUGCUACUCUCGAAGUGGAGAAAGCAAAAGAGGAGGUUUUAAAAGAAAGAAGUGGGCCGACCACCCGCUCUUCUUAGUUCAAGUUUAGUUUCUUGUCGUCGUGGUCGUUGUUCGCCAGAGUAAUUAGUUGAGACUGCUAAUGGAUGGAACCAUGCAAGUGGACAUGCGGGGAUCCGGGCCCAAAGCCACACCCUGCGUGCAUGGCAGCCUUUAGCUUCUUCGGCAUGAGCCAUCGAAUUUUAGCGGGUCUAAUCAUAUUGGCCUUCGGGUAAGGAGGAAAGCAUAUGGAACGUGGGGUCCUUUUUGUACCACACACAGUUUUUCCUUUGCUUGUUUGUAUUUGUAAUCUCGAGUGAGAGGGUAGGAUAAAAAAGCUAGGAGGGAUGGAGGCUUCUGCACAUAUUAUUCUUCAUUUUCAUAUGGCUU